This is a messenger RNA of Diabrotica virgifera virgifera (western corn rootworm), 1701 nucleotides long. Its product is annotated as facilitated trehalose transporter Tret1-2 homolog. Gene Ontology annotation, molecular function: transmembrane transporter activity. The record is from RefSeq and is a predicted model, not a curated record. Gene Ontology annotation, cellular component: membrane. Gene Ontology annotation, biological process: transmembrane transport. The coding region runs from base 246 to 1580 and encodes 444 amino acids. The transcript is spliced from 3 exons. Lineage: Eukaryota; Metazoa; Arthropoda; Insecta; Coleoptera; Chrysomelidae.
UUCCUCGUUCAGAGAUUUUGCUGACAUGAAACUGCCGGUGCUACAUUGGGUAGCCCCAUGCGAUCAUAAAAAUACCAAUACCAACGAAAUCUAUAGGAAUACCAUUCAACUCGUUUGCAUUUCGUUGUGCAAUGAAAUAAACUAAGAACUGAAAGUGUAGUGGUUAUUAUUUUAGUAGAUAAAAAUGAAAUAAAACAAAUAAGCUGAAAAAAUAGGUUUGAAAAUUAUUUUGAAGUUAUCAAAAAAUGGGAAAUUCAGAAUUGUUCGCAGGCGUUGCUACAGGAUGUCUACUUAUGGUAUACGCUGGGAUGACCGAAGUUAGUUACCAGUUUCAGGUUUAUAGGUUUUUGAAUAUAAAGGAAAUAAGCAUUUCGUUAAUAACCAAGUUUAUCAUGUCGUCAAAACUGGGAGGACUAAUCGGAUCGUUAUUUUUUGGUGCUUUAGCUGAAGUAAUUGGUAGACAACGUACAAUAACUGCUAUAUACUUGCCAUUACUGAUAUCUUCAAUCAUGUUUCAAGCAACUUCGGACUAUGUGGUUGGUUGUGGGGCAAGCUUUAUAGCAGGUCUAUCAAUAGGUGGAACGUAUACGGUGGUACCAAUGUUUAUUGGGGAAAUAAGUACAAAAGAUAUGAGGGGUAGAUUAAUUGGCCUGAUGUAUCCAUCACAACAAUUAGGUGUAUUUAUAAUAAUUAUCGGUAGAAUUAUUUUGUCCGUUUUUGUUGAAACCGAUAUGAUGCCUUUUAAAAAUUAUAGUUCUAUAAUAUUGGCAAUGUUUGGUAUACUUUUAACUGGGACAGCUGUAAGAGAAACACCUUAUUAUUAUUUGAAUAAAGGAAAAGAAGGAUUAGCUAAAGAAAGUUUAACAUAUAUACGGAGUUUUGCAGUUAACACUGAGUUGGAGUAUGAUGAAAUUCAAAGUGGUAUAAAAUAUAUAAAAAGUAUUGAAACUGGAGCUGGUAUCAUUUUUUGGUCGAUCAAACGAAGUUGGAUAAAACCUUUACUCCUAAUGAUAAGCGUUUAUAUUUUUACGUAUGCAGUUUAUGUGUUUCCUUAUUACGCCGUGCGGUCAAUAUCUGAUAGUUCUUGGAAUCCUUGGGUAGGACGCUUAGUCAUAAGUAUCGUACCAUUUAUGGCUUCGUUUCUGAUUCUAUUUGUUGUGGACACAGUUGGCAGAAAAUGGACGCUUAUGCUAUCGUUUGGGGGAAUGAUUCUGGUACUAAUAGUAUUUUUACUUUUUACCAUAUGGAAAACGUAUUCCGCUAAUGCAAGCUUUGUGUUAUAUAUUUUGUUUCUUAUAUCUUCUAAUGUAGGUGCUGGUCCAAUCCGCUUUGUAUUGCUAGGCGAAAUAUUCCCUCUUGACAAAAAAGGAAUAUAUGCUGGUAUUUCGACAGCUUUAUUGUUUAUUUUACAGUUAUUCGUCUUAGAGAUAAACCAAAUUAAAGUAUUAGCUAGUGAGACCUAUUAUAUUGAUAUUUAUAUUUCAUUGGUUAUUUUAGUAAUUGCUCUCAUAAUUGUUAAAUUCUAUUAUGUAGAAACUAGAAAACGAACUCUGAAUGAAAUUCAGAUUAAACUUAGGUAACUUUUAACUGUAUCACUUCUUUAUGAUGUUAAUUAAACUCUUGUUAAGUGUAAUUACUUGUUAAACUGUUUUAAUUUAUUAAUAUUAUUCCUGUACGUAGCAAUAAAAAGAUAGUCGUUUA